Messenger RNA from Ruditapes philippinarum (Manila clam), 2202 nucleotides. RefSeq lists its product as uncharacterized. The record is from RefSeq and is a predicted model, not a curated record. Gene Ontology annotation, biological process: apoptotic process involved in development; engulfment of apoptotic cell; phosphatidylserine exposure on apoptotic cell surface. Lineage: Eukaryota; Metazoa; Mollusca; Bivalvia; Venerida; Veneridae. Bases 213 to 2159 code for a protein of 648 amino acids. Gene Ontology annotation, cellular component: plasma membrane. The transcript has 5 exons.
CCCAAUAAAAACGAAGAUGAUACUUAUAUAUUAGUUUAAAACUAUUAAGUUCUAAACGAUACGGAAUUUAUUUUCACUAAUACAAAAAUAAUAGACCAGGCUAGCGGUCUCUUCUAGUGUGGUUUUUCAAGGUCACAUGGUAAUCAUUAUGUAAAGCAUUUUGAUAGUCAACGAUAGGCAUGAUCAAUUUUAGUCAAUAAAAAUAUCAAAAAAUGACUGAUGACGUAGACGGGGCUUUAUUCUCACGUAUCCCCAGUAAACAGUGUGACCUUGACCAUCCGUCAGUAAAACCUACUGAGCAAGACUACGUAGACGGUGCUUUAUUUUCACGUAUCCCAAGUAAACAGUGUGAUAUUGACCUACCUACAUCAAAAUCUAAUAAGAAAGACAAUGUGGACGGGGCGUUGUUUUCAAGAAUACCCAGUCAGAAAGAUGCGUCAGGGCGAGAAAAACGACCGAAAGAAAGUAAAUAUACGGAGAAAGAUGGCGACAAGGAUACAUUGGAAUGUACAAUUAGACCUGAAGAUUUGAGUGACGAUGACAAUAUUGAAGCUGCAUCAAACUGUAAUGAUCCAUUGAUCAAUAAAGAUAAUAUAGAUAUGAACAAGGGAGAUGAGGGUGAUAGUUCAUCCAGUAGUUUAUACCCAAGUGACCAAUCAGAUGGUAUACAAGGUUCUCGUACUCAUUUACACGAGCUUGAUGAUGAACCGCAAAUUAUUGCGCACAGCUCUUCAACGUUCUACACGCAGCCACCUUCAAGUGAUAAUUUAAAUAAUGACCCUGUAUCUGAACAGAAUACUUCUCAAGGCAACGAUGUUUCAUUUUAUGUUGAAGGCAAUGAAGAAGAUAUCGCUGGAUCUUCAGAGUUAAACCAUACAGGGCAGGAUGAAAGUUACACAGGUAACAACAAAAGUUCACAAGAGCUUAUAGAGAUGCCUAUACUUAUUGACGACAAAACUAGAAAGCUAUCAACUGAACAAACUGCCUCGGAAACACGUGACGAUUGUGAUUCCCCAAAGGCGACAAAGCCGGCACCAUGUUGCAACUGUACUUGUUGGAAUGUUACAAAGGCAUUAAUAUUUCCUAUUGUGUCACUAAUAGUUUAUUUCUGGGACAUUGGAUCGGAUAUUCGUCUUGCUGUCAGCUACAAGGAAAAUGGAGACAUUGACUUGUUUUGGAUCACGUUGGCUUGUAUAGUUAUUCCACAUGUUCUGAUGGCCAUCGUUGAUGUAUCCUGGGUGUGGCUUGACAGAAAGAGGGGAAAGGCACAAACAUGUAGAAUAAUUCUGGGGUGUUUAACAUUAGGACGAGUGGUUCGUGCUUUCAACUAUAUUCACCAGAUAUACAAAGUAAAACUUAUUCCAAAGAGCAACGACGGAGAAAUAAGUCGUGACGGAAGUACACGAAGAUGGCAUAAAGCGCGUGCUCGGGAAGAAAAGAGGGAUUGUUUCUUCUUAGACUUUAUUAACGCUUUCAUGGAAUCAGCGCCACAAUUGUUUGUACAACUCUACUUAUAUUAUGCUUAUGAUUUGGAACUUACUUUUAUCAGAGUUAUAAAUCUGUUGUCAUCAUGGAUCAGUAUUGCUUGGACGUAUGCAGCAUAUUAUCGAAGCAAUAGAGAAGUUAUAGCAGGGAAACAAGAUGUCAAGUUUUUAGGAUUUGCCUUCUUCUUUUGUUCUGUUCUGUCAGCAUUGGCAGCGAGGUUCAUAUGUACAGCAUUAUUUCUAGUCAAUUAUUAUACAUGGAUCGGCGGAAUAUGUUUAUUUGUACAUUUUUUCGUCAUGUUCUUAUGGAUUAAAUUCAAAGAACGCCCAGCGCUUGAGGGAACCAUUAGUGAGACGUGGUUUUGUGGACGCUUUUUGUAUUACGUGUUCUUUGCUUAUGUAAGCAUUUUAUGCUUCAUGAACUUGAAUAACACCAAGGCGAGAAAAAGAAUGAUUGUGUUUUAUGUAGUAAUUUAUAUAGAAAAUACGUUAAUGGCAGUUUUCUCGUUUCUUAAAAUAACUGAAAAUGAAAUUGGAACCUAUAAGGUUGAACACCUCCUAGUACUUCCGGUCGGUUUUAUACUACAUGUUAUUUUACUAUUGAUUUAUUAUCUGUUUUUACACCCUAAGCGGCUUUGUAAUAAUUGUGAAUCACCAUGUGCCUGUAACAGCUAAAUCUUUCUACAAUAAAUUGUAUUAAAAAAUUAUUGAUUUAAAC